This is a messenger RNA of Lynx canadensis (Canada lynx), 4520 nucleotides long. RefSeq names its product scaffold protein involved in DNA repair (gene SPIDR). Gene Ontology annotation, cellular component: nuclear chromosome; nucleoplasm. The transcript is spliced from 21 exons. Gene Ontology annotation, biological process: regulation of establishment of protein localization to chromosome; double-strand break repair via homologous recombination. The record is from RefSeq and is a predicted model, not a curated record. Bases 89 to 3028 code for a protein of 979 amino acids. NCBI's taxonomy places the organism in Eukaryota, Metazoa, Chordata, Mammalia, Carnivora, Felidae.
AGUUCGGUGGCGCGCUGCUUUCCGGCACCUUGAGGAGACGGCGAGCCUUUGCGAAGGCUCCGCGCGGGAGGUGGCUGAGCGUCUAGAGAUGCCUGGCGGCGGUACCUCGUGUACCCGGAAGAGAAAAAGAAACUGGGACAUAGAAUACCCAUCCUUACCUGGAGGGAGUCCACUGAAGUUCAGAAGAGCAGGUCUCAGGACAGUGGGGGCAUCUGCCUCUCUCUCUGAAGCAUGGCUCAGGUGUGGAGAAGGAUUUCAGGACACUUCUGGGACCCUGUUGUUAACAGCUGAAAAGAAGAUUAUUACAGAGAAGCACCUUGAAUUAUCCCUGAGACCCAAGAAAGAAACUGCUGCAUCUAAGAGUACUAGUGGACUUACAGAUAUAACAUGGAGUUCCAGUGGAAGUGAUGUGUCAGAUGAGGAUAAAACACUUUUUAAAUCACAAAGAGAUAAUGGACAUAGUUCUAGGAUAGACAGAUUUUCUAAUAGGAACAAGAAUAUUUUAUGUACAGAAGAUGGGGCCAGUGAAGAUGAACUACAGUUUAUUGACUGGGAGAUUGACAGUGACAGGGAAGAUACUAGUGAGUAUAAUGAAUUUGAAGACUGUGAGAGUGUUGUGGAAAUAUCAGACUGUGCUUCCUGUUCAAGCAAUUAUUCUUCGACUAGUGAAGAGGGGUUCUCUGAGCUCUUGAAGAGAAGUUCUACAGAAAUUUUGGAAUAUUCAUCAGAUAGUGAAAAGGAAGAUGACUCAGAGAAUGCCUUGUUCAUUGAUUCAGAAUCCUCUCCCAAAAACCACAUGGAUUUUGGAACUGAUGUCAGAGAGGUGAUGGAGAGACCAAUAAGGCGGAAGGUGAAAUCUGCAGAGACCAUUUUGUACACGCCCCAGAAGCAGAUGUUUCCCAGGACUCCAGGACCAUCAGCAAAGAUGAAGCUUCUAAGAGGCGGGCUAGCAGAAAGACUAAAUGGACUGCAAAAUCGAGAGAGAUCUGCCAUUUCUUUAUGGAGACAUCAAUGUGUUUCUUACCAAAAGACACUUUCAGGUAGAAAGUCUGGCAUAUUAGUUGUGAAAAUUCUAGAGCUGCAUGAGGAAUGCACCAUCCAAGUUGCUAUGUGUGAGCAGUUAGCAGGGAUGCAAGCCGACAGCUCUUCUCUAGGUCAGGCCCCCAGGACUGGACUGAAGGUGCUGUUCACCAAGGAGACUGCUUGCCAUCUCAGGGGACAUCCCCAAGACAUCAUCCAUAUUUACCCUCCCUGGCAAAAGCUUAUUAUCCCAAAUGGAAGUUGCCCUGUUAUUCUGAAUACUUACUUUUGUCAGAAAAUUGUCACCAAAGAAGAUUCAAAAAUAAUACGUGAAGUGCACUGUUGGGACACACCCCUUCCAAGAAGAAGUAUCACUUUGGCCCAGAUGUUUAUAUUUAAGAACCUAACAAUUAAAUCUCCUGAAGGCCAGGUUAUGUGUAGUGAUCUCACUACCAUGAGGACAGAAUGCACCCAUGGACAUGAGGAAACCAAGCAAUGCUUCCCAGCUCAAGCUCCCCUGAGGGACUCUCUUCUGGAUGCAGUGGAAGGCCAGGGAGCUGCCCCAUGGUCAGGAGUCAAGGUCCGAGUGGUGGUACAAAGAGUUUACUCUCUUCCCUGCAGGUAUCAGCAGGGAGGUGGCUCAGCUGUUCCACCAGGCCCAGACCCAUCCAGAGCUCGAGUCUGCCUUCUCGUGCAAGAUGCCUAUGGAAUGUUCAGUGAAGUAUACUCUGAGGGCGCCAUCUUGAAAGACCAACAGUUGGAAGGGAAGUCCUGCAGCCUGAUGGGAAUGAAGGUUCUACAGAAGGCCACCAGAGGAAGGACAGCAGGGCUUUUCAGCUUGAUUGACACCAUGUGGCCUCCAGCCAUGCCUCUGAAAGCACCUGGCCGUGGCCAAGCCCAUGAAGAGGUAAAAACUCGUGUGCCUCCUCCUAGCUUCUGUUACAUCCUCUCCGCUCAUCCAAGUGUGGGACAGAUUGACGUCAUAGAAGAAGACCACAUUUCUAAGCUUUACCAACCUCCAGUUACCCGUUUCUUAAGAGAAAUUCUUCAGACCGAUGACCGCGGUACACGUUGCAGUUUCUAUGCCAGAGUGAUUUAUCAAAGAUCACAGCAAAGGGAGAUUUGGCUGAUGGUGACUGAUGUCACCCUGCAGAUGCAGGAUGAGAAUAACUCUGGCCUUCCCAAAACUGUACCGGUCUGUGUGGCCCCCUCAUGUGUGCUGAGCCAGGAAGUCGUGGAAGCGCUUGCCGAGGCUACCCCUCACAGCUUCCUCUUCAGGGACACUCUCCGAGCCCAGGGUCAGAUUGUUUGUGUUGAACGAAGUGUCCUUUUGCUUCAAAAGCCCCUUUUGGGUAUGGCCUCCAGUGCUCCCUCCUGUGAACUGACCAGCCCUGUGAAGCUCAAUGAACUGGAUUCUGUCACUCAGGUCAACUCCAUUUGCAGCGUUCAAGGCACUGUGGUUGGUGUGGAUGAGAGCACGGCUUUCUCAUGGCCCACCUGUGACCUGUGUGGCAACGAGAGACUGGAGCAGAGCCCGGGAGACAGAGGCGCCUUUUCCUGUGGGGACUGCUCCCGCGUGGUCAUCUCUCCUCUUCUCAGAAGGCACUUGCAGGUGUUCCUGGACUGCCCGUCUCGCCCCCAGUGCACAGUGAGGGUCAAGCUGUCCCAGGCCAGUAUUUCUUCGCUCCUGAGGUUCGCCGUCUGCGAAGAUGGGCUUUACCCACAGUGGAUAAUCAGGGCUUUACAUCUGACCUGCAAGGAGCUGCUAGAAGAUGGGUGUAAGAAGGUCCUCUGUGGAGACAUGAGCAUGAGUUUUGCAGUCUGGAUUCUGUCCAUUUUCUGGAGUUAUGAAGUGAAGAGUGUCCUCGGAAAGGAGGUGGGGCUGUUGAAUUGUUUUGUCCGGUCCGUAACCACCCACCCGGCUAGCUGCGUUGGAUUGGAGGAAAUUGAGCUCCUGACUGCAGGAAGAGCCUCUUCCCGACACUGCCCGUCGCCACAGGAGCUGUGAACUUUGUGAUGCAGCGGAGGUGGUGGUGGUUGGGGUAGUUAUUUGUUAACUACGGGCAGAGUGAGUGUACUGUAUGAUCUUGAAAUGGAACUUAGAUUUUUCCAGGGCAAAUGUUAGCAAGAUAAUUUUGUAAACUAUACCUCAAAAUGCUUUUUUCUACAGUUAUAUUUUACGACCUCUGUGCAAACUCAGGAACAUGUUAUAUUAAAACUUAACUAAGCUUGAGGCUUCAUUUCGUACUUCAUCUUAGGCAGUAUUAAAACAGCAAGAAAAAAAUUCUGCUCACUGGUAAUUUUUAAGUGUUUAAAACUGUUACUCCUAAAGUAUAGAUAAGUUACCUACCUGCUGUGAUUCUCGCUAUACCGAUAGGCCUGUUUAAUCAUGCUGGGUACUGUGCACAGAGAGCCGAGAUUACAGACUCAAGAGGAGUGAUUGGUUAUUGUUGGCUUUGUUGGCAGAGAUUUAAAUUAACACGAAACGAUGAAUAAAUUGUCUUUAGACAAUAAAGAUUUUGUUUCCUCCUUUAUAACAAGACAAUCAUGACAGGCCACGGUUAAAUUACAUAAGAUAGACCUAGCAGUCCAGAGCAAGAAAGGGCGCCGAGUACCCGCUUUAAUUGGGGGAAAGGUGAACGGCUUGAUUUGUCCUGAUGAAGCUUUGAAACAUUUCAACGACCGGCAGCACUGCUGCUUUUGAGGAGCUUUUUGACCGUCUUUUGCAUCUACCACAGAACUAUCUGAUGUUUACACCCACUCGGAAAACCUACUGGAAGCUGUACCUAAGACUGAGGAAAGUGAAAGCAAAGCCCCAUGGAAGCCAAAGACGACUCAGACGUGCUGUGCGGAGAGCCGCAUCCCUCCCCUCACCCCUCACGCCUGCAGCAGCCAACUGAAGUUAGGGAGCCCCUGGGGGCUCUUGCCUACAGAGGAGCCCCUAAGUCAACUGCAGGACCGGUCAUCCCGCCAGCCUCCUCCCCAAGUCCCGGAACUUCUCUGGGAGCACCUUCCACCGGAAAGCUACUAGUCUAGCACGAGUUCCUUUAUUCGUGCUUCCUCGAUCUUAAGCAAACAAAACAUCUGGAGGCAGACUCUGGCAGGUUUCAAAGAGCAAAGCAGAUCCCCUCUUCUAGGGAGCUCAGGGCCCCCCCUCAGGGACACACACCUGAGUCCCGCGGCCUCCCCGGUGCCUUGCUGCACGCCUGGCACUGGAACGUGCCCUUCCCCAGCGAGGUCCUGGGGCCACCAGCAUUCAGGAGUCACUGUGAAUACGGCAAUCGGGGGUGGUUUUAAAUGCUUCUUUAUUCUUACAAAUGCUGUAAAAAUUAAUAUAAAAAAGUGAGCAUGCUCAGUCUUUUCCUCUUAUCUACAAUACAAAGGGUUUGUCUGAAAAGUUUGUUUCCUUUUUUUUUUUUUUUUUUUUUUUUUUUUUUUUUACAAAUGUACCUUAGCUGCAUCAACAGGAGUAAGAUGUAGAAAAGCUACCAUUAUAAAAA